AGAGAAGAAAAAGAAAGGAAAGGAGAGAUCAAGAGAAGCUGCAGCAAUGGAAGCCGCAAUCGCCAGCCGAGCUCUCUCAUCACUUCCUCUCUUCUUCUUCUUGGUGCUCUGCUUCUCCGCAGGCACGCUUACCUCCGCCCACUCCACCUCCUCCGCCCCGGCCGACUUCAUCCGCGCCUCGUGCGGCGCCACACGGUACCCGGCCCUCUGCGUCGAGUGCCUCGAGUCCUACGCGCCGGCGGUCCGACGGAGCCCCCGCCAGCUCGCCCUGGCCGCCCUUUCCGUCACCGCAGACCGGGCCCGGUCCGCCUCCACCUUCGUCUCCCGGCUCACCGCCGGCACCAAGCCCGCCAAGUCCAGGGAGGCCGGCGCGGUCCAGGACUGCCUCGAGACCAUGCGGGACGGCGUGGACCGCCUCCGCCAGUCGGUCCAGGAGAUGCACCGCAUGGGUCAGGCCCGGAGCAGCCGGUUCAGGUGGCACCUCGAUAACGUCCAGACCUGGGUCAGCGCCGCCCUCACGGACCAGACCACCUGCCUCGAUAGCCUCGCCGAGAACGCCAGCGGCCGGGUCCGGGCCGCCAUCCGGAAGAAGGUGGUCGAGGUCUCCCAGCUCACCAGCAACGCCCUCGCGCUCGUGAACCGCCUCGAUCCGAGAAACUGAACCGGUUCGGCACCUCUAUCUUCUCGCGGUCUCUACUCUAUAGUUUGUAUUUGCUACUCGUUGUUGGCGCCCUUGGUUUCCAUGUGUGUAAGAAUGGAAUGAAUGCUUUGUAUGUGCUGAAAUGUAAAAAGAAGAGAGAAAGAAAUGUGAUGUUGUACAGUAUGAUCAGAUUAUUAAUUAAAGUUUUGAUCUGAUGAUGUGUCCCAUCUCAGUGCUAA
Messenger RNA from Phoenix dactylifera (date palm), 879 nucleotides. Lineage: Eukaryota; Viridiplantae; Streptophyta; Magnoliopsida; Arecales; Arecaceae. The record is from RefSeq and is a predicted model, not a curated record.